CUUAUCAGCCGUUAUCAGUCACUAGAGCUAAGGGGGAGCGCCGCUGUGGCCGCAUAGAGGGUAUAUAACGUCGCGCCACCGCAGCAGACAGUUCAUAGUUACCUUGGUCAAUUGAUCUUUCUUCGCAAAACUACUCCGCUUGAAAGCGUCUCCGAAGAUGCGUGCCUUCGUGUGCAUGCUGUUGGCCAUGGCCGCCGUGGCCGUGAAUGGCCAGUUCGAUACACACCAGUGGGGUGACCGGAGCGGUAUCGUGCAUCUGUUCGAGUGGAAGUGGAACGACAUUGCGGCCGAGUGCGAAAACUUCCUCGCCCCGAAUGGAUACGGUGGUGUGCAGGUAUCGCCACCGACGGAGAAUGCCGUCGUCUGGAGCCCGCGCCGUCCGUGGUGGGAACGGUACCAACCGAUCUCGUACAACCUGAACACACGCUCCGGUUCGGAGACCGAAUUCGCGAACAUGGUACGCCGGUGUAACGCCGUCGGUGUCCGCAUCUACGUCGAUCUGGUCAUCAACCAUAUGGCGGCCAUCACCAGCAACGGUGGAACCGGUGGUUCGACCGGUAACGCCGGCGGUAUGGAGUUCCCGGCCGUACCGUACGGUCGGAAUGACUUCAACCCGGUCUGUACGAUCAACAACUACAACAAUCCGGUCGAGGUGCGCAACUGUCAGCUCGUGGGGCUGCCCGAUCUGAACCAAGGUAACCAGUGGGUGCGUGACCGUAUCGUGGAUUUGAUGAACAAGAUGGUCGGUUACGGUGUGGCCGGUUUCCGUGUCGAUGCCGUCAAGCACAUGUGGCCCGGCGAUCUGCAGGCCAUCUACAGCCGCAUGAACAACCUGCCGACGGAUCAGGGCUUCCCGGGUGGCGCUAAGCCGUUCAUCACGCAGGAGGUGAUCGAUCUGGGCGGUGAGGCGAUCAGCAAGGACGAGUACACGCACCUCGGUACGGUGACGGAGUUCCGCUUCUCGGCCGAAAUCGGUCGUGCGUUCCGUGGUAACAAUGCGCUCCGGUGGCUCGUCAACUGGGGCCCGGAGUGGGGCUUCCUGCCUUCCCAUCUCGGUCUGGUGUUUGUCGACAAUCACGAUAACCAGCGCGGUCAUGGAGCGGGUGGUGAUCAGGUGCUGACGCAUAAGGUGCCGAAGCAGUACAAGAUGGCGAAUGCGUUCAUGUUGGCCCACCCGUACGGUAUUCCGCGUGUCAUGAGCUCGUUCUUCUUCAACGAUGGUGACCAGGGACCGCCGCAGGAUGACAAUGGUAACCUGGUGUCGCCCAGCUUCAACGCGGACGGAUCGUGCGGUGGUGGAUGGGCUUGUGAGCACCGGUGGCGUCAGAUCUACAAUAUGGUCGGUUUCCGGAAUGCCGUCGCCGGUACGUCGCUCAACGAUUGGUGGGACAAUGGUAACAACCAGAUCGCUUUCUGCCGCGGUGGCCGUGGAUUCGUCGCGUUCAACAAUGAGGGUUACGAUCUGAACCAGAGCCUCCAGACGUGUCUGCCGGCCGGUACGUACUGCGAUGUGAUCUCGGGCAGCAAAUCGGGCGGUAGCUGCACCGGUGCCAGCGUUACGGUCGGUGGUGACGGCCGUGCCAACAUCUUCAUCUCGGCCAACGCCGACGACGGUGUGCUCGCGAUCCAUGCCAACUCGAGACUGUAAGAAGCGACCGCUAGCUGCAAUCCAAGUAUGCUGAGUGAUGCAAGGAUCACAAUCCGCGCAAUCACUCGUGACGAUCUAUAUAGCUUUAAUAAACUGCAUAUUCACACCAACUUGUACUGUGAUUGAGCAGAUCAAUGCGAACGAGUAAAACGAAUCACACACACACACAUACAAAAUUGUUUGGAAAAAAAAGCAACCGGAAAUCUAUCUUUAAUGGGUCACUACCAAGAGAGUAGUGCACUGGGCGUAAACCUAUGGGUCCACACCUUUCGAUGAUCCGAUGACCUAUAUACACCUCCCCCCGUACCAGUGCCCGUAUGCCCAACCACCCGCAUUUCGGCCACGAACAUGAAGGAAAAUGAAAGCUAACGCAGUCUACAGUCGCCUGAUACCGUUUACACAAUUAAGGCACCCGAGUCCACGAGCCAGUCGACGAUUCCGAGACGCUCGAGAGACUCAACGCAACGCAUCAAACGGACAGUAGCUUUCGGAAUGGGGUCCAGAUUCAAAGAAAAGAUACUUUGUUCCCGGGCCAGCAGCUAUUUCGUCGAUGGAGAUGGAACGAAGAUCAUCGUGGUUCUGGGUAUAAUUUAAUUGUCAAAUGCGGAUCAAGCAUGCCGGGGGUGCGAUUGCCAUGGUGACCCAGCACUCUCUGACAGGAGCGAACACCCGACCGACCGAACGAUUCCUAUUACGGAGAAGGCCUUGGCCAUUGGCCGCCUUUGGCCCCAACGGCUAAAGCAAAGAGAAGCAAAUAGAAAGGAUGACCCAUUAAAUCAUCUUUAAUAGAUCGAUGCUGAAGUUGAAGGUUCACCGGAGAGGAAUCCCUUCGUUUUAACCUCGUCAACCGAGCCUUCCCGGAGCGAGAUUUCGGAAAGCCGGCAUUCAAUGCUCCCACCGGUCCUAUGGUCUACCGGUGGUUGUCAAGUUUCCGUUUCGAUGCUAUUGCGUGCGCUUCCCCACGGGGACCACGAACCCACGAUGGAAGCUACUGGCGUCACCAGACCCUACGGAUUGACGUCAACGUCGACGGCGCUCGUUCCGCGGUCUAGAAGCAGCAGCAAGCAGAAGAAGCCAGGGCCGGUGCGAAACAGUUCACGCCUGACCGGAUCGGAAUCCCGUGUCCCCCGGGGGGAGUUGUACGCUAAGCGGAGAUCUAAUCAAUCCCUUUGCACCGCCAUUAAUCGUGUGAAUUGGGUUAAGAGGAACGCAUGGCGGUUGCCCGGCCACCAUACGAUGCAGCCCCACUGAACGCUGACCGUAGUGGCAGGCAGGUACCCUUCCCAAAAUCGCACUCAGCGCAUCUGUAAGAUCGCGCACCUUAAUUGUUCAUCAAGCGUCCACUUCGACCGAACGGACCGACACGUUCCGGCCGUCCGUCCAUCGAAAAGGUUGAAUGGAGUGGAGGGAGCACAAGGGAUGGCGAAAAAUCAAUCGCUUGUGAAUGAUCUUCAUGGCGGCUAAAAGAUCGGGAAGUCCGUUACCGCCACAUUCCCAUCGCCGUCUUCAAACCGUCCGUCCAGGAGGGGGCCACCGAGAGCGAUUUGGAAAAUGCAGCAACAAUACAAUAAUUGGAGGGGAAAGUUUCGCUCUCAGGCCGCAAGCCACACCAAGCACCAGCCACCACCGUAGCCACCGAACAUACCGGGACGUGUAAAAGUGUCAAUCAUCGAGGGACGGGGCAGCCGAAGGGCUGACCAGCCUAGAGGGCGGCUCUAGGCGAUGCGUCAGUGAGAUGUGUCAUUAUGGUCGCACUCAUUCAUCGCACAACAACAACGGUGAACGGUUGUGAUAGAGAUCAACUUCCCAAACUUUACCAGCAGGGCCAACGUAUUAAAAGGAAACUAAGUUAAAGAUCGUGGACUAACUUCGCUCGUGAU
This is a messenger RNA of Anopheles darlingi, 3528 nucleotides long. Its product is annotated as alpha-amylase 2-like. The record is from RefSeq and is a predicted model, not a curated record. Gene Ontology annotation, molecular function: cation binding; alpha-amylase activity. Bases 158 to 1648 code for a protein of 496 amino acids. The transcript is spliced from 2 exons. Lineage: Eukaryota; Metazoa; Arthropoda; Insecta; Diptera; Culicidae. Gene Ontology annotation, biological process: carbohydrate metabolic process.